Dunckerocampus dactyliophorus (ringed pipefish) is the source of this 5916-nucleotide messenger RNA. RefSeq names its product ubiquitin specific peptidase 7 (herpes virus-associated) (gene usp7). Gene Ontology annotation, molecular function: protein binding; cysteine-type deubiquitinase activity; cysteine-type endopeptidase activity. The record is from RefSeq and is a predicted model, not a curated record. Gene Ontology annotation, cellular component: nucleus; cytosol. Gene Ontology annotation, biological process: regulation of protein stability; protein deubiquitination. The transcript is spliced from 31 exons. Lineage: Eukaryota; Metazoa; Chordata; Actinopteri; Syngnathiformes; Syngnathidae. Bases 603 to 3944 code for a protein of 1113 amino acids.
UUGAAUGGAUAGCUUUCUUCUCCGCUCUUCCCCAGACGAGGGACACGCAGCGGAGCGCACGGACUGGGGAUAUCGCAGGCAAAGUUGUUGAAUGUGCAAUUAUAUUGCAGCAGCCAUUGUUGUAUCCAUUAUUGGCUACCUUGUGUCAGGUAGCUAAGCUAGCUGUAAACCGGCUAUUUGCUCCACCAGGUGCGGGUCGUCUCUUUGCUCCACACUUCCCGGUGGAAAGCAGGGAUCAUUUAGCUCCUUUCAGUGGGCCUCCCUCGUCGGAGCCCCGACUCAUCCAGCCACCCGCCGUCAACCAGCUACCCACCAAAGGCGCCGAAAUUGGGCGAAUAGCGAGCAAAUACGUCCGCGUUUCUUUACCCGCUCCCCCGCCGACCUCCCCUCCUCACUCCCCGGCGCUGACAGCGGACAAGGCCGAGGUCGCAGCAGAGCAGGCCCGGCCGCCUAGGCUCGACCGGUCCACCCCACCUCCGCAUCCUACCACACCUCAGCAUCAGCAGUCCAGAACCCGGUUCCCAUCCGAACCGGCCCUGGACAACGUCGACGGUAACAAAGAUAGCAGGGAGACCCGCAUCACGACGACAAAAGCUGCCGACAUGAACCACCACCAUCACCACACGCAGCAGCAGAAAGCCGGCGAGCAGCAGCUCAGUGAGCCGGAGGACAUGGAGAUGGAAGCUGGUGACACUGACGACCCUCCAAGAAUUCCAGCCAACCCAGUAAUCAAUGGCAACUUGGCCAUGGCAGACGGACACAACAACACAGAGGAGGACAUGGAGGACGGUGAGGAGGACACCAGCUGGCGGUCAGAAGCGACUUUCAGGUUUGUGGUGGAGCGCUUCAGCCGCCUGAGCGAGUCGGUGCUCAGCCCCUCCUGCUUUGUCCGCAACCUCCCAUGGAAGAUCAUGGUGAUGCCACGCUUCUACGCUGACCGGCCACACCAGAAGAGCGUGGGCUUCUUCUUGCAGUGUAACGCCGAGUCAGACUCCACGUCAUGGUCGUGCCACGCACAGGCAAUGCUCAAGAUCAUCAACUACAAAGAUGAUGAGAAAUCCUUCAGUCGCAGGAUCGUUCACUUGUUCUUCCACAAAGAGAACGACUGGGGCUUUUCCAACUUUAUGUCCUGGAGCGAUGUGACCGACCCAGAGAGGGGUUUUAUUGAUGAUGACAAAGUCACAUUUGAGGUCUACGUCCAGGCAGAUGCCCCACAUGGAGUGGCUUGGGACUCAAAGAAACACACAGGCUAUGUUGGUCUCAAGAACCAAGGAGCUACAUGCUACAUGAACAGCCUGCUACAGACACUCUUCUUCACCAACCAGCUACGUCGGGCGGUGUACAUGAUGCCCACGGAGGGAGACGACUCAUCCAAAAGCGUUCCUCUGGCCCUGCAGAGGGUUUUCUACGAGCUGCAACACAGUGACAAGCCUGUCGGCACCAAGAAACUCACAAAGUCCUUUGGGUGGGAAACCCUAGAUAGUUUCAUGCAACAUGAUGUGCAAGAGCUCUGCAGAGUGCUCCUGGACAAUGUGGAGAAUAAAAUGAAAGGCACUUGUGUUGAGGGAACCAUCCCUAAGCUCUUCAGGGGAAAGAUGGUGUCAUAUAUCCAGUGCAAGCAUGUGGACUACCGAUCAGAGCGGAUAGAGGAUUACUACGACAUUCAGCUUAGCAUAAAAGGAAAGAAGAACAUUUUCGAGUCAUUUAAGGAUUAUGUUGCAACCGAACAGUUAGACGGAGACAACAAAUAUGACGCAGGAGAGCAUGGCCUGCAGGAAGCAGAAAAAGGAGUGAAGUUCCUUACUUUCCCUCCCAUCCUUCACCUGCAGCUGAUGAGGUUCAUGUAUGACCCACAGACCGACCAAAACAUCAAGAUUAAUGACAGGUUUGAGUUUCCAGACCAGUUACCACUGGAUGAGUUCCUUCAGAAGCCUGACUCCAAGGACCCAGCCAACUACAUCCUGCACGCUGUGCUGGUGCACAGCGGGGACAACCAUGGCGGUCACUACGUCGUCUAUCUUAACCCCAAAGGAGACGGCAAAGUGAGUGUCAAGGAACCAAUAUGGUGCAAGUUCGAUGAUGAUGUGGUGUCACGCUGCACCAAGGAGGAGGCCAUCGAGCACAACUACGGUGGACACGAUGACGACCUCUCAGUUCGCCACUGCACCAACGCGUACAUGUUGGUCUACAUACGGGAGUCCAAGCUCAGUGAGGUGCUGCAACCCAUGACAGAUGUGGACAUCCCCCAGCAGCUGGUGGAGCGCCUCCAGGAGGAGAAGAGGGUAGAGGCCCAGAAGAGGAAGGAACGUCAAGAGGCUCAUCUCUACAUGCAAGUUCAGAUGGUGACGGAGGAUCAGUUCUGUGGUCAUCAGGGGAAUGACAUGUAUGAUGAGGAGAAGGUGAAGUACACGGUCUUCAAAGUCUUGAAGAGCUCUACGCUGCAAGAGUUUGUUCAGAACCUCUCCCAGACCAUGGGUUUCCCGCAGGAGCAGAUGAGGUUGUGGCCCAUGCAAGCCCGUAGCAACGGAACUAAGCGACCCGCUAUGCUCGACUACGAGGCUGACUGCAACAAGUCUAUGAUUGGCUUGAGUGACAAUGAGAAUCCAUGGACAAUAUUCCUGGAGACCGUGGAUGCCGAGCUAGCAGCCAGUGGGGCCACGUUACCCAAGUUUGACAAAGAUCAUGAUGUCAUGUUGUUCUUGAAGAUGUAUGACCCAAAAACGAGGAGCUUAAAUUAUUGUGGACAUAUCUACACGCCUAUAUCCUGCAAAAUAAGAGACCUGCUGCCAGUCAUGUGUGAGCGAGCAGGGUUUCAGCAGGAAACUAGCCUUAUCCUCUAUGAGGAAGUAAAGCCCAACCUAACAGAGCGCAUACAGGACUAUGACGUCUCCCUUGACAAGGCCCUGGAUGAGCUCAUGGACGGGGACAUCAUUGUCUUCCAGAAGGACGACCCAGAGAACGACAGCAGUGAGCUGCCAACGGCCAAGGAAUAUUUCCGGGAUCUGUACUACAGAGUGGAUGUCAUCUUUUGCGACAAGACCAUCCACAACGACCCGGGCUUCGUGGUCACGCUCUCUAACCGCAUGAACUAUUUUCAGGUGGCUAAGACGGUAGCGCAGAGACUGAACACGGAUCCAAUGCUGCUGCAGUUCUUUAAGUCACAGGGGUACAGGGACGGUCCAGGGAAUCCUCUCAGACACAACUAUGAGGGAACACUCCGGGACCUGCUGCAAUUCUUUAAGCCCCGGCAGCCCAAGAAACUGUACUAUCAGCAGUUGAAAAUGAAGAUCACCGACUUUGAGAACAGGAGGAGCUUUAAAUCCAUAUGGCUCAACACCCAGUUCAGAGAGGAGGAGAUCACCCUCUAUCCUGACAAGCACGGCUGUGUUCGGGACCUGUUGGAUGAAUGUAAAAAGGCAGUGGAGCUCUCUGAAAAAGGCUCUGAGAAGCUCAGGCUGUUAGAGAUAGUAAGCUAUAAAAUCAUCGGGGUUCACCAGGAGGACGAGCUUCUAGAAUGUUUAUCUCCGGCUGCCAGUCGCACCUUCAGAAUAGAGGAGAUUCCUAUGGACCAGGUGGAUCUGGACAAGGACAGUGAACUGCUCAUCCCAGUCGCUCAUUUUCACAAGGAGGUCUUCGGCACGUUUGGGAUCCCAUUUUUGCUCAAAAUCAGACAGGGAGAGUCUUUUCGGGAGGUGAUGAGGAGGAUCCAAACUAUGUUGGAUAUCCAGGAGAAAGAGUUUGAAAAGUUCAAGUUUGCGAUUGUGAUGAUGGGUCGGCAUCAGUACAUCACCGAAGAUGAGUACGAGGUCAACCUAAAGGACUUUGAACCACAGCCAGGUAACAUGUCCCACCCGCGCCCCUGGCUUGGGUUGGAUCACUUCAACAAAGCUCCAAAGAGAGGGCGCUACACCUACCUGGAGAAAGCAAUCAAAAUCCACAACUAAAGCAGCCCGUCCUUCCUUGUUUGGUCCUCCUCCUUCCUCUUACUGCCCCUGCCUUCCUCUCGACCCACUUCACACCAUAACUGACUGUAACCAACCGUGUGUGUGUGUGUGUGUGUGUGUGUGUGUGAGAGAGUGUGCUCGACACCCUGCCUGGACCCCUACAAGCGCCACACUGGCACUGUCUUCAGCCGAUAUCGCUGCAGCUGAUGGAUCAUCCCUUAUCAAAGUAAAUUGCACCAACCAUUCCCCCCACCCUCAGGCCCCUUUUUUCUUUCUUUUUUUUUUUUUUGUUUUUUGUUUUAAUUAAGCCAAGCCCUUUCAUAUUACGAGCCUUUUCAUUUCUUUCCCCGGCUUCUCUUAACUGUUGGUUGCCUGUUUUUGUUGCCUGGGAGUGGCAGAAAUGGAAUUUUAAUAAGUGGAGACGUGAGUAUAAAAUAUUAUACUAUAAUGUAUAUAUCUAUAAAUAUACAUAACAAAAGUUCUAGACUUAAUUCCCCCCACCCACCCCUUCCAUAUCACGUUUUUCCCGUUUUAGUUUUUUUCCUGUUUUGUUUUGGGUUUGAUUUUUUUUUUUUUUUUUUUUUUUUUUUUUUUUUUUUUUUUUUUUUUUUUUUUUUUUUUUAAAUGAAGACUUGCUUGAAGAGGCGUCAUGCUGCUGUGAGGACAGUUUAAUAGAAGUACGUUUGCAAGUACUAACUGACAGGGAGAGGGACGAAGGCCACUUUUGACCAAGAAUUUGUCAACAAGAAGAGAAGUGCUGGGAAAGUGGUGGCAUCCAUCCUCGUUUUGCAAAGCCUCAGUGUGCUUCUUACAUUUUCUGCUCCCAUCCUUUUUAGUGCAACGAGAAAAAAAAAAAAAAAGUAUUUCCACGUUUACGCACAGUUCUUUCUCACUUAGUUUUGUUGGGAGCAAAAAUAAUUUGUCUUUCUGCAGAACUUGUAUUAUUAUAAAGUAAUAAGAUUCCAAUGCAUAUGUUUAAAAAAAAUAAUAAAUGGGAAAAAAAUGAGGAAGGAUUUUGUCUGUAUUUCAUCUUGCACAUUGGUACUUAAUGUCAGGGGUUUCUCAGGAUUGGUAAAAAUGUACAUUUUGGCAGUUUGGGCUUCUUUUUGUGAGAAACACAACAGACCAGCGCCGAGUUCGCUUUUCUUAGUCGUUCCUUCUCUGGUACUAAACGAGCGUGGUCUUCUUCCUCCAUCCCUCCCAUCUCCUUGAGUGAAAGUGUCGCCCCCGCGUGGUUGGGAGCAGUAAGUGCAUGGUGCUUGGCAGGGAGCUUGCAGACUUGUACGUAAGAGCUGGCGCGGUUAAGAGGAUGGUGUAGAGGCAAAAACCAGCAUUGUAGGAAAACACUAAUCCCUAUGAAAUUAUUUUUCUUUUGAAAGCACAGAUGGAAUGCUCCUCUCAUAGCGCAUAGCGGGCUCUGUAAAGACAACAUUUAAGAAUUGUAUAUUUAAAAAAAAAAUAUGGACAUGUAAAAUGUAAAGAGGAACACUCGCCUUUGUUGUUGGGUACAGAAGGAGCCGGUUGUUCAUAUUUCUUGUGUGUAGGCUUUUUUCUUUUUUUUUUUUCUUUUGCGUUCCUGAUGUACCAUUUGACAAUUCUAUUGUUACAUUUUGGUUUGUUUUCCAAACUAACUGCAACGGGUUUGUCGUGUCUCCAAAAAGUGCAGUGCAAAGAUGACCUGCAGAAUCACAUCUUCAUCAUUUUGAUCUUUUAAAAAUUUAAAAUCCUCAGUGUAGCAGCAGUGUACGACAAACUAUUCCUGUAUAUUGCCUUUUUGCUGGAAAAUGUAUGUUGAAUAAAAUUUUCUACAAAAAAAAAAAACUAAUACCCUGCAGCUUCUUCUACGAGCGGUUGACCUCAAUGAUGAACUUGGGUUGCACGACUAGUGGUCGACACGGGAGUUAAAGGUUGAUUACACAUUUUCAUGGAGAGCUUGGCUGAGGUGGAGGACUGAGACCUAAAGUGAUGCGGG